Messenger RNA from Sapajus apella (tufted capuchin), 2931 nucleotides. It is a transcript of the gene NEMP1, whose product is annotated as nuclear envelope integral membrane protein 1. The record is from RefSeq and is a predicted model, not a curated record. Bases 386 to 1570 code for a protein of 394 amino acids. Lineage: Eukaryota; Metazoa; Chordata; Mammalia; Primates; Cebidae. The transcript is spliced from 9 exons. Gene Ontology annotation, cellular component: nuclear envelope.
CCUAGGGGGCGGGUGCCGAGGGGGUUAUUUUUGGAAAAGUGGGGAUUGUCCCGAAAGUGCGGGCCGUUACUCUGCAGAAGGGCGGUGGCUCUACCGAGGGUCGCCGCCGUGGUGUGGUGGAAGAAACUUGGCGGGCUAGUGGGCGUCGGGACUGUGGGUGUGGGUCCUGGAGGGGUCUGGGGCAGCUUCCCAGAGUGGGGAGGAGCCUGGAGCCUUUUGGCGGAGACAGGAAGGGAGGCCUAGACUGGUUGAGAAGCGGUCCUUGGGGGCUUUGUUGCGCUGCGGAGGCCUCCUCGAGUUUCUUGCUUACAAGGGAGAAAAUCCGGGGACCGUUUUGGGCAGACAAAGCUGCCGCAGGAAAGCUGAAAUUGAUGUAAAUGUGGUCAUGCUUCAGGAAUCCCAAGUUUGUGAAAAGUGUGCCAGCCAACAAUUCUGUUACAAAAAUGUGCUUAUCCCAAAAUGGCAUGAUAUAUGGACACGGAUACAGAUCCGAGUAAAUAGUUCCAAAUUGGUUCGAGUCAUCCAGGUGGAGAAUGAGGAGAAACUGAAGGAGCUAGAGCAGUUUAGUAUCUGGAACUUUUUUUCCUCCUUUUUAAAAGAGAAAUUGAAUGACACCUAUGUUAACGUGGGUCUAUACAGCACAAAAACCUGCCUCAAAGUUGAGAUUAUAGAGAAGGACACCAAGUACAGUGUCAUUGUGAUCCGGAGAUUUGAUCCCAAACUCUUUCUUAUUUUCCUUCUUGGACUUAUGCUAUUUUUUUGUGGAGACUUGCUAAGCAGAAGUCCAAUUUUUUACUACUCCACCGGGAUGAGUGUGGGAAUUGUGGCCUCUCUACUAAUCAUCAUUUUUAUACUAUCUAAGUUUAUGCCUAAGAAAAGUCCCAUUUACGUCAUCCUGGUGGGAGGCUGGUCUUUUUCUCUGUACCUCAUUCAACUAGUUUUUAAAAAUUUACAAGAGAUCUGGAGGUGGUACUGGCAGUAUCUUUUAAGCUAUGUCCUCACAGUUGGAUUCAUGAGUUUUGCAGUGUGUUACAAGUAUGGGCCCUUAGAGAAUGAACGAAGUAUCAACCUGCUGACCUGGACCUUGCAGCUGUUGGGCCUGUGUUUCAUGUAUUCUGGCAUCCAGAUACCACAUAUUGCCCUUGCCAUUAUCAUCAUUGCUCUGUGUACUAAGAACCUGGAAUACCCUAUUCAGUGGCUGUACAUCACCUACAGAAAGAUGUGUAAGGCAGCAGAAAAGCCUGUCCCCCCUCGUCUCCUGACAGAAGAAGAAUAUCGGAUACAAGGAGAGGUAGAAACCCGAAAGGCUUUAGAGGAGCUCCGAGAAUUUUGUAACAGUCCAGACUGCUCUGCUUGGAAGACUGUUUCUCGAAUACAGUCUCCAAAAAGAUUUGCUGACUUUGUGGAAGGCUCUUCCCACCUUACACCAAAUGAAGUUUCGGUCCAUGAGCAGGAGUAUGGAUUAGGGAGCAUUAUUGCCCAGGAUGAAAUCUAUGAGGAAGCAUCCUCUGAGGAGGAAGACUCAUAUUCUUGGUGUCCUGCUAUCACACACAACAACUUUCUAACCUAGGUGGUGGUCAGUUCUCUUUAUGUGGAGUGAUUUGGUGCCUUGGUCCAUGUUGCAUGUGUUGUGCAAUUGCUUUCAACCCUUUGAAACAGAGUAAGAUAGUGUAGACAUUCUCCCACUGAAAUGAGGCCUAUAAAGGCCUCCCUUUGGAAAUGGGAGGUCUCUACAGGAUCCCUGAGGAAGGAGAGUAGAUGAAGUAGUGAAUGCUGUGGAAGUUCACUUCCCAUUGAUUAAGCUAACAGUCCACUUUUAUGUUCCCAAAGAAGUUGGAUGGCCACAGCUAGCAUGGAAUUUUAGCUCCUUUUUGAAAGUUGAUUCAGUCAUGGCAUUUCUGUCACUGGGUGGCUCUCCAAAGUAAGAACUGUUGUUAAGUACGGGAAUGCUUUUAGACUAUAGUCUGCAUCUUCCAGAGAGAAAUUCACAAAUCUGAGCGUCCUUCACUUAGGCUUUUAUUUCAGUGACUUGAGAAUAAUUAUUGAUUUAACUGUUUUGGGAGGAAAAUAGAUUUUUAUUUUUUGUUUUUUAAGUGAAUGUCUUUUAAAAAAAUGUAACAAACUCACGUUCCAGAACCAGCAAGUACACCAGAGUGGCAAACCCCUUGGGCCCCUACGUAUUUAUUAAUAUGGAUUAUCCAUUAAAGCCCCAGGAGCUGUUGUUUUAAGCUUUGAAUUAGUUCUCAUACAUAUGAUAUAAAGUCCUAUUUGCCUUUAGGAACAUGCCUGUAGCUCUUCUGCAGGUGAGGUAUGUUGGGCUUCUUAUUAUAUUCAACUUUGAAUUUCAUCUUAAAAAACAUUCUUACCUUCUCAUUCUUUAUUGCCCUGCUUUUGCCCUGUUGGGAAGCAUCAAAUGCCUUACCUGUGAACUAUGUAUGUUCAGAGUAGCAUUAUUCCUGCUAACUAGGAGAAGUUAUCAUUUUUAGGCGAUUUGGAUGCCUUUUAUAAGUUCUCCAUUUUUUCAGUCAUUGAGUCAUGUAUCUUUGAGUUGCUGUAAAAUCAAGAAACUGCCUCCUUUUCCUUUCCCUUCCUUCAUGUACAUGUUCUAUCCAUUCCUUUUAGCCUUUCCUCACUACCCACAUUACUCCAAAUCUGGCUAAUUUGUAAGCCCUGAAACUAUGUAGUUUCCUGAUACAAAAUUUGUGUUAUGCAGCAGCCACAAUUUGCAUCAUCAGGAAAUAGAUUCCAGAUUAUCUUCAUGCCUCUGGGUGCUCAUUCAGUUGUCAGGUUUCCAUGAACUUUACACUUAUUUGUAAUUAUGUUUCUGAUGUGAGAUUUAUGCUGCCUGUUACUGCAGUAGCAUUAGUUGUAGAUUAUUUUGCCAUUGCAAAGUACCCCUUGUAAGCCAGCAAUGCCAUCUAUGAGGAAGCA